This is a messenger RNA of Bradysia coprophila, 870 nucleotides long. RefSeq names its product tombola (gene tomb). NCBI's taxonomy places the organism in Eukaryota, Metazoa, Arthropoda, Insecta, Diptera, Sciaridae. The record is from RefSeq and is a predicted model, not a curated record.
CUAUGAUUCUAUUUUUAAUUAUUUAAACAUAGUUACCCGGUGUAAACGGUGUUUCUUACGUCAAUUGCCACGCACAGUUGAAGCCGGCGUUACAUUGUAGAUUUCGCUGUAUUUAAUUCAAAAAAUGUCAAAACAAAACAAAAAGGAAAAAGCUUCCAGCGUGAAAAACAACCUGUUCAAAGGAUGUAAUUGUAAGCGGACGAAGUGUCAAAAAAAUUUCUGCGAAUGCUACAAGAAUUCAAAACUGUGUACAGAAUUUUGCAAAUGCAUCGAUUGCCAAAAUUGUCCAAGUUGUAACGCAGAAGAAGAAAUUCCAUUACUGGAAGUGGUGAAAGAAGAAACGUUUGAGCUGCAAGACGAACAAGUACAAGUGGCUGAAGAGGGUUACAUUAUCCAAAAUGAAAUGCCAAUCAGUUGCUAUGCUAUAGCACCGAAGAAGAAGCGCUUGAAUGUGCUAACAGGUGAUAUCAUCGAAUCGACCAUGGAAUGUGUCAUUUCACAGGCAGAGGAAUGCCAAACGAACAAUGUAAAUACCAAAACAGCUGAGCUAUUGAUCUUGGAGGAGUUUGGUCGGUGUCUGGACGAAGUCCGGCGUUUGACAAAUAUGCAACAUUUCCUUGGUUGACUUCCUGUUUGUUUGCGUUUGUCGCGCCUUCUUUCAAUUUUAAUGCAGUUCGUUUGUAACAUUUUGCGCGUAAUAAAAAUUUUAGCUUAGCUGUUUAGUCAUCUCAUUUUUUUUGUUUGUUCAGUAAUUGCUUAUUCCGUCAAGUACUUCAGCUAUCUGACUGAAAGGCGUGCUUGAUUGGAUAUAUUCGGUUUAAGCCAAAAAUUGCUUAUUAUUUAUAGGACGUUAACUAGCUUUGAAGCAAA